AUGAGUACAGCGCAAGAGCCGUACAAUGACGAAAAGAAGAGAGUUGAUGUCAAGGAUGAGAUAAACCAGGAUGCCUCCGUUGGGGAGUAUACUGACUUCACUCCUGAAGAGGAGCGUCGUGUCCUAUGGAAGUUGGAUUUGUUUAUGAUUCCAACGAUGGGUCUGUGCUAUAUGUUGCAAUACAUGGACAAACUUGCACUUAGCCAAGCAGUUCUUCUAAACUUGCGAAAAGAUCUUCACCUUGUUGGCAAUCAAUAUGCAUGGUGCUCUGCAGUCUUUUACUUUGGUUAUCUCGCAUGGAGCUGGCCUACUUCUUAUCUGAUCGUGCGCCUUCCUCUAGGCAAAUAUCUGGCUGCGACUGUAUUCUUGUGGGGUGGAGUUCUCAUGUGUCAUGCAGCCUGUCACAACUACGCAGGCAUGGCUACUGUUCGAUUCUUCCUUGGCGUUGGUGAAGCUGCCGUUGCUCCGGGAUUUGGUAUCAUCACAGGAAUGUUCUACAAGAGAGAAGAGCAACCCUCGCGACAAGCAGCCUGGUUUGUUGGUAACUGUGUUGCUAAUAUCAUUGGUGGUCUCGUUGCAUGGGGAAUUGGGCAUUCUCCGUCAGCUCUUCAAAGCUGGCGUGUUUUGUUCCUCGUUCUUGGAGGAAUCACUUCUGGAUACGGCAUCAUCCUCGCCUUCAUUCUUCCUGACUCUCCCGCCAAGGCAAUCUUCCUUACAGAAUCCGAACGGAGAAUCGCAGUACAGCGAACACUGAAGAACAGAACCGGGGCUGUGGAGGCGACAGAAAUAUUCCAAUGGAGUCAAGUCGCCGAUGCUGUGAAAGACCCGCAGGCCUGGUGCUUGGUGUUUUACACUUUCUGCGUCAACCUUGCUAAUGGUGGACUCACCAGCUUUUCCGCCAUCAUUAUCACAGGCUUUGGCUAUUCGCAGUUCAAGUCUUUAUUGCUCCAGAUGCCGAUUGGACUUUCCCAGCUAGUUUUCCUCAUAAUCACCGCCACCAUUUGCACAUACAUCCCAUCAUCACGCAUUAUGGCCAUGAUGUUGAACGUGACAGUCGCCGUUAUUGGUAUUGUUUUGAUCUAUACCCUCGAUGACAUCCACAAGGUCGUCAAACUCGUUGGCCUGGCCUUUGUUUCCGCAUUCGCUGCCAAUAUCCCACUCAGUCUGAGUAUUGUCACGUCCAACGUCGCUGGAUCCACAAAGCGAAGCACUAUUAGUGUUGCUAUGUUUGCCGCUUACUGCGUGGGCAAUAUCGUGGGACCUCAAUUCUUUUACGCUUCGCAGGAGCCGGUUUACUCGAGCGGUAUCGAAGCAUCCCUGUGCGGGUUGGCUCUAGGUGUGUUCUUCUUGGGGUGCUUGUGGGUUUACUACACUUGGGAGAAUAAGAGACGGGAUCGACGAACUGGAGUGGUAUCUGAGAGCCAUGAUGUUCAUGAUCUCAUGGAAGAGCAGAACAAUAAGACUGACAAGGAGAUCUCUAGCUUCCGCUACACUCGCUGA
Penicillium subrubescens is the source of this 1500-nucleotide messenger RNA. RefSeq lists its product as uncharacterized. The record is from RefSeq and is a predicted model, not a curated record. The transcript has 7 exons. NCBI's taxonomy places the organism in Eukaryota, Fungi, Ascomycota, Eurotiomycetes, Eurotiales, Aspergillaceae. Gene Ontology annotation, biological process: dipeptide transport; transmembrane transport; tripeptide transport. Bases 1 to 1500 code for a protein of 499 amino acids. Gene Ontology annotation, cellular component: plasma membrane. Gene Ontology annotation, molecular function: allantoate transmembrane transporter activity; dipeptide transmembrane transporter activity.